Mustela erminea (ermine) is the source of this 2587-nucleotide messenger RNA. Its product is annotated as probable phospholipid-transporting ATPase IF. The transcript has a single exon. Gene Ontology annotation, molecular function: ATP hydrolysis activity; ATPase-coupled intramembrane lipid carrier activity; ATP binding. Gene Ontology annotation, cellular component: endoplasmic reticulum; plasma membrane; recycling endosome. Gene Ontology annotation, biological process: phospholipid translocation. The record is from RefSeq and is a predicted model, not a curated record. NCBI's taxonomy places the organism in Eukaryota, Metazoa, Chordata, Mammalia, Carnivora, Mustelidae.
ACAUCUAAAGAGUAUGAAGAAAUAGAUAGACGUCUGUUUGAAGCCAGGACUGCCUUGCAACAACGGGAAGAGAAAUUGGCACAUGUCUUCCAGUUCAUAGAGAAAGACCUGAUACUACUUGGAGCUACAGCAGUGGAAGACAGGCUAGAAGAUAGAGUUCGAGAAACUAUUGUAGCAUUGAGAAUAGCUGGUAUCAAAGUAUGGGUACUAACUGGUGAUAAACAUGAAACAGCUGUUAGUGUGAGUUUAUCAUGUGGACAUUUUCACAGAACCAUGAACAUCCUUGAACUUGUAAACCAGAAAUCAGAUGGCGAAUGUGCUGAACAAUUGAGGCAGCUUGCCAGAAGAAUUAAAGAGGAUCAUGUGAUUCAGCACGGGCUGGUGGUGGAUGGGACCAGUCUGUCUCUUGCACUCAGGGAGCAUGAAAAACUAUUUAUGGAAGUUUGCAGAAAUUGUUCAGCUGUAUUAUGCUGUCGUAUGGCACGACUGCAAAAAGCAAAGGUAAUAAGACUGAUAAAAAUCUCACCUGAGAAACCUAUAACAUUGGCUGUUGGUGAUGGUGCUAAUGAUGUAAGCAUGAUACAAGAAGCACAUGUCGGCAUAGGAAUCAUGGGUAAAGAAGGAAGACAAGCUGCAAGAAAUAGUGACUAUGCAAUAGCUAGAUUUAAAUUCCUCUCCAAAUUGCUUUUUGUUCAUGGUCAUUUUUAUUAUAUUAGAAUAGCUACCCUUGUACAGUAUUUUUUUUAUAAGAAUGUGUGCUUUAUCACACCCCAAUUUUUAUAUCAGUUCUACUGUUUGUUUUCUCAACAAACACUAUAUGACAGCGUGUACCUGACUUUAUACAAUAUUUGUUUUACUUCCCUACCUAUUCUGAUAAAUAGUCUAUUGGAACAGCAUAUAGAUCCUCAUGUAUUACAGAGCAAGCCCACCCUCUAUCGAGACAUUAGUAAAAACCGUCAACUAAGCAUUAAAACAUUUCUUUAUUGGACCAUCCUGGGUUUCAGUCAUGCCUUUAUUUUCUUUUUUGGAUCCUAUUUUUUAAUAGGAAAAGAUAUAUCUCUGCUUGGAAAUGGCUAGAUGUUUGGAAACUGGACAUUUGGCACCUUGGUUUUCACAGUCAUGGUUAUUACAGUCACAGUAAAGAUGGCUUUGGAAACUCAUUUUUGGACCUGGAUCAACCAUCUUGUUACCUGGGGAUCUAUUAUAUUCUAUUUUAUAUUCUCUUUGUUUUAUGGAGGGAUUCUCUGGCCAUUUUUGGGCUCCCAGAAUAUGUACUUUGUAUUUAUUCAACUCCUAUCAAGUGGUUCUGCUUGGUUUGCCAUAAUACUCAUGGUUGUUACGUGUCUAUUUCUUGAUAUGGUGAAGAAAGUAUUUGAUCGACAGCUCCAUCCUACAAAUACUGAAAAGGCACAGCUUAAUGAAACAAAUUCAGGUAUCAAGUGCUUGGACUCCAUGUGCUGUUUCUCAGAGGGAGAAACAGCGUGCGCAUCUGUUGGAAGAAUGCUGGAACGAGUAGUAGGAAGAUGUAGUCCAACCCAUGUCAGCAGAUCUUGGAGUGCAUCAGACCCUUUCUAUACCAACGACAGGAGCAUCUUGACUCUCUCCACAAUGGACUCAUCUACUUGUUAAAGGGGCAGUAGUACUUUGUGGGAACCAUUUCAACUCCUUUCCUAAAAUUCAGUGUGAUCAUCCUGGUAAUGGCCACACUAGUUCUACAGAAUUACUUUCUAAAAUUUCUCAAGUAUUUCAUACCCACUCAGAGUUAUAAUGGAAAACAAAUAAAAAGCAUUAACAUAACCCCCUUUCAACCCCUUUCAUUUAAAUCCGAACAUGUUAGAAUUUGUGAAAGAGACAUUGUCUAUCUCUUUGGGUUGUCCCUCAUGCUUAUGGGACUCCUAAUGGCAUUUCAGCCUCUUGCUAAGGCCACUAUAUUUUAAUAUCAAGGUAGAAAAGGGAGGUAAUUCCUAGCUAAUUGUAUUUUUUAGUAUUAGUUUGGUUAUCGAGUCUUCUAUUCAAAUCUGCUUCUGUAAAUUAUGCUGAAAAGUUUGCCUUGAAAACUCUAUUUUUUUAUUAGAGUUAUAUUUGAAACUUUUCAUGCGAAAAGUUAAUGUGAAUAGAAAGGAAUUUUGGUCCCUCAGUGACCCAUGUUGUUAAUUCUUUAGUGCUUUCUAAGUUCACAGAGCAAAUUAGAAGAAUGCAUUUCCCAUCAUUAUUUACUGCAUUGUGGGUAGUAAAUAUAUACCAAAACCAAACUUCUCUAAAUACUAUAACACAACCAGUAAAGUUAAGUAUAUACAUGCAAAGGGUAUAUUAUAUAUAUAAAUCAGGAAUCAAGUCCAUUCACCAAAUUUCAAGUUGAUGUUUACUAAUAUUUUUGUGAUGGAAUACAAAGAACCUAUAGUGGGUAAAUUAUAUACCAUUAGCAUAUUAUUAUUUAAUGUGUUUAUCAUUGGAUCUUUUGCAUGCUUUAAUCUGGUUAAUAUAUUUAAAUUUGCCUUUUUUUCCCUCUCUAUCUGAAAGCUCUGUUUAUAGUAUUUUAUGACACUGUUGUAAAGUUCAACUAUAUCAAUAAAAAACAAGUUUGGAC